This is a messenger RNA of Populus euphratica (Euphrates poplar), 1227 nucleotides long. RefSeq lists its product as uncharacterized. The transcript has 2 exons. Lineage: Eukaryota; Viridiplantae; Streptophyta; Magnoliopsida; Malpighiales; Salicaceae. The coding region runs from base 538 to 858 and encodes 106 amino acids. The record is from RefSeq and is a predicted model, not a curated record.
ACGUGAGAGUGUGAUUUCCCUACAUGAGUUUCACUCAUAGUUGCUUGUAGAGGAAGUGAUUGUAGAAGCAUCAGCUCAUUCUCCUUUAUUGACAGCAAUGGCUGCAACUACAGGUUUUCCUAUGAAUCAUAGCUCAUCUUUGACUAUUAAUAAAGGAUUUAAACCUUAUAGUGGGAACAGAAACACUGGUAGAGGUCGGUUUAAUCAAGGAACCAGACACUUUCACUCUAAACUAGUGUUUUCUUCUAUAACACAUGAACGCCCACACUCUAAUCCUGGAGUUCUUGGACCUUCCCCUAAUCAACAGUUUCACAGUCACUCUGCAUCUAUGAUGCACAUCUACCAAUUAUGCAAUACUGAGGGCCAUACUGCUCCGUUUUGUGAUGCUUCUUCUUAUCAAAAACCAAAAUGUCAUAUUUGUGGCGGCCUUAAUCACACUACCUGGUUUUGCUUCUAUAAUGACAAAGGACCAAACUAUAUUGGCAUGCAUUCUAGGCUUAUUCCUCUCAGCAGUCUUAUCCUACACAAUCACCAACUAUGCAACAAUCCUCAUAUCGAGUUCCUUCACCUCAUCCCUCAUUCUCAUCUGCUCAGUUUCCAGACUCACAGCCUACCAUUCAAGUCAUGCACACUAUGCUCCACCCUGCACCUUCAGCAUCCAAUUCUUCUGGAUCAUCUCAAGUAUGGCUUACUGAUUCUGGUGCAACAAAUCAUAUGACAGCUGAUUUGAAUAAUCUGACAUUGACCUCACCAUAUCCAACAACUGACACAAUUCAUACUGUUAAUGGUGAAGGUUUGACAGUGUCUCAUGUUGGAAAAAGCCACAAGGAGGAUUCUUUACAGAGGCUUGUGCAGUAAUGGCCUGUAUCCUAUCCAUGCAUCUUCAUCCUCAUCUUUCACUCAGCCUUCUCCAGCUCAGGCAUUUCUUGGCCAACUUGUUCAGUCCAAUCUAUGGCACCAUAGGUUAGGACAUCCCACAAAUUCUGUAGUCUCCCUCAUGCUAAAUAAAGCUUAUAUUCAUGUUCCCAAAACUUCUUCCCCUAUGAUGUGCCAUCCCUGUCUUGUAGGGAAAGUUAGGAAAUUACCCUUUCCUCAACAUCAUCACAAAUUCAAUUCUCCCUUUGCUACUAUCCAUACUGAUUUGUAGGGACCUGCACCAUGUGUCUCAGUGGAUGGUUAUAGAUAUUAUACUAUCUUUGUUGAUGAAUGUACAUGUUUUUGCUGGUU